CACCGAAUUAGAGCCCUUACACUCUGUAUCCUCUUAUGUAUGACCCUUUCACUAGCCCCUCUCUCUUUCUAUUCCUCGACUUGACAGAGCGCAGACAUGUCUCAUCGCAAAUUCCAUGCACCCCGUCAUGGACACAUGGGGUUCCUGCCCCACAAGCGUUGCAAGACGCAUCGUGGCAGGGUGCGCACGUGGCCCAAAGAUGACCCCAGUCUACCUGUCCACCUCACUGCUUUCCUGGCAUACAAGGCUGGCAUGACCCAUAUAGUGAGGGACAUGCGCCGCACUGCCCUCAAGCAAGCACAACGAGAGGGAGUAGAGGCGGUUACCAUCCUUGAAACCCCACCGGUCAUUGUGGUGGGGAUAGUGGGAUACGUUAAGACUGUCCGUGGCUUGCGUUCCCUCAAAACCAUCUUCGCUGAGCAUCUAAGCGACGAGUGCAAGCGCAGAUUUUAUAGAAACUGGUACAAGAGCAAGAAGAAGGCCUUCUCCAAGUACAGCAAGAAGUGGCAGGAUGAGACAGGAAAGAAGCAGCUGGACAAGGAUUUCGCCCAGUUGAAGAAAUAUUGUUCAAUAAUCAGGGUUCUUGUUCACUCUCAGAUGCGACUGCUGCCCAUAGCGCAGAAAAAGGCCCACAUCAUGGAGGUGCAGCUGAACGGGGGAAGCAUGUCGGACAAGGUGGACUGGGCUAAGGAGCGCCUGGAGAAAGCUGUGCCCGUCUCUUCCGUCUUCUACCAGGAUGAGAUGAUUGACGUCAUUGGAGUGACCAGGGGUCAUGGCUUUAAAGGUGUGACAAGUCGCUGGCACACAAAGAAGCUUCCCAGGAAGACUCACAAGGGUCUGAGGAAGGUGGCCUGUAUUGGAGCCUGGCAUCCGUCCCGUGUGUCGUACACUGUAGCUCGUGCUGGUCAGAAGGGCUAUCACCACCGAACUGAGCUUAACAAGAAGAUCUACCGUAUCGGUAAGGGUGUGCACACCCGGGAUGGAAAGGUGAUCCAGAACAAUGCCUCCACUGACUACGACGCCAGCCAGAAGUCCAUCACGCCCAUGGGAGGCUUCCCCCAAUAUGGUGAAGUGAAAAAUGACUUUCUCAUGUUGAAGGGCUGCGUGGUCGGGACUAAGAAACGUGUCCUCACCCUCAGAAAGUCUUUGCUCGUGCACACAUCUCGCAAGUCCACUGAGACCAUCGCGCUCAAAUUCAUUGACACCACUUCCAAGUUUGGACAUGGUCGCUUCCAGACUAUCCAGGAGAAGAAGGCAUUUAUGGGGCCACUGAAGAAGGAUGCCAUCAAAACAAUGCCAGAGCCUCUAACUGAGGAGGCCUGAAAAUACAUUUUCAUAUCUCAAUUCCCAUACAAAAAUAAAACAGUUUUAAAUACA
Messenger RNA from Cottoperca gobio, 1377 nucleotides. RefSeq names its product 60S ribosomal protein L3-like. The record is from RefSeq and is a predicted model, not a curated record. Gene Ontology annotation, biological process: translation. The transcript is spliced from 10 exons. Bases 97 to 1323 code for a protein of 408 amino acids. Gene Ontology annotation, molecular function: structural constituent of ribosome; RNA binding. Lineage: Eukaryota; Metazoa; Chordata; Actinopteri; Perciformes; Bovichtidae. Gene Ontology annotation, cellular component: cytosolic large ribosomal subunit; ribosome.